Plasmodium berghei ANKA is the source of this 1122-nucleotide messenger RNA. Its product is annotated as conserved Plasmodium protein, unknown function. The coding region runs from base 1 to 1122 and encodes 373 amino acids. Lineage: Eukaryota; Apicomplexa; Aconoidasida; Haemosporida; Plasmodiidae. The record is from RefSeq and is a predicted model, not a curated record. The transcript has 8 exons.
AUGUUUAUCGUAAAGAGUAACAUAUCCCAUGACAGUAUGCUGGAUUUGCCAAUAAAAAGAGACCAUAUGAAGAUAACAAAUUUUUUGAUUAAAGUAAUUGUCGUGAUUAAUGCAUUAAGUCUCUUGCUCAAUAUAAUCUUAUCUAUAAAGCUUUAUAAUUGCUCUUAUAAUAUUACAGCCUUCUUGUUAAUUUGGGCACAAACAUGCUUAUGGGCCUAUAUAGCAAUCCUAAAUAUAUAUGACCAAAAAUAUUUUUUUUCGGUAUCAUCAUUAUUAGGAUUCAACUUAUAUACACAAUGCUAUUCUAGCUAUGGUAAAUUAUUCCUUCCAGAAGAUAUUCAAGAGUACCAAUUUAUGUCUAUAGCUCUUUCGCAUUUCCCCAUUCUAUAUAUUUGUUAUGACAUUGUUAUAUUUCAAUAUGAUAGCAUUUUUAUGAAAAGUACGUUAAAUUAUCCCUCUAAGGACACAUCGCUAUUAGUAUUUCAUCUGUUUAGAGGAAUAUUUUGCUCCAUAUUUAUAGCUACAAUUUUUAUAAUUUCAAUGAUCCUAAAUUUACAAAACGUGUUUAUAACGUAUCCAAUAUCAAGGCUUACUAAUAAAAAAACACAAAAAUAUCUUUUAUACAUAUUCAUAUUUUAUCUGAUUGACUCCCAAUUAAGAAUAAUAACAUUCCUGUUUAUAAUAGAAACAUACGAUGCCAACCCAUUCAAAAUAUUCGUUUUUAUAUUUUCACAGAUUAUGACAAUAUGUGUUUGUAUUGCUUUUGACACUCGAAUUUUUAAAAAUAUAAUUGUUGGAAUAUCAUCAAUUUUAUGUUCUCCUUUAUGUAUUAUAUUACAUUCAGCAAAUAGAAAUUAUAAUAAUGAAAGAGUCAUUAGACUUAGCAAGUUGCUAAUAAAUUUUCGUUUUUUUGAGUUUUUUUUAAUACUUUUUUAUGGGUCCUUAUAUUACGAUGAUACAGAAAUAGGAAGCUUGUCUAUUUUAUAUAUUCAGUUAAUUAGCUUAAUACUACUAUUUUUUCAUAUAAUUACGUAUAAAAAAAUUAUUUUAUAUAAAAGAGUAUUUGAUGUAUCGAAUGAUGGAUUAAAUGCAGAUUUGUAUAACAACAUGAGCGAUGAUUAG